AUGUCGGGCCAAAAAAUCAGAUCUGCAGAUGGUCUGCUACAGGUCAUUCCCCCUCCAGGACACCCUGCGACGCUGCCAAAGGAAGGGGAGAACAAUGUUUUGAUUACGUCCGCGCUACCAUACUGCAACAACGUUCCUCAUUUGGGAAAUAUUAUUGGGAGUACUCUCAGUGCUGAUGUUUUUAGCACUAGAAAUAGAACAACGCUAUACAUCUGUGGGACUGACGAGUACGGAACCGCUACGGAAACUCAAGCUUUGAAGGAGCAUAUAACCCCGCGAGAGCUAUGUGACAAAUACCAUCUUCUCCACAAAGAAACCUACGAGUGGUUUGACAUUGGAUUCGACUAUUUCGGACGCACUUCGACUCCAUGGCAUACGGAAAUAUGUCAAGGAAUAUACCGGAAUUUAGGAGCAAAUGGUUUCUUGGAGAAACAGGAUAAAGAGCAGAUUUAUUGUGAGGGUUGUCCCAAGUUUUUGGCAGAUCGGUUUGUAGAAGGCAUCUGCCCGCAUUGUGGCUAUGAGGAUGCUCGUGGUGAUCAGUGCGACCUUUGCAGCCGGACGCUGGACGCGAUUGAAUUAAUUAAGCCUCGAUGCUUGGUCAACAAAGAUCAUCGUGUAACAACGCGAGUCUCGACCCAUAAUUACCUUAAAUUGGACCAGAUACAACCUCGGACGGAGGAGUGGAUCAAAAAAUCUUGGAAAGAAGGGAAAUGGUCUUCCAACUCAGUUAUCAAUGGAGACGGCGAGCUAGUCGACGCGCGGGUCAAGGCUGGAUUGCUUCCCACGCCUGUCACACGAGAUCUGAAAUGGGGUGUGCCUGUUCCAAUUGACUCGGCGGAAGAUGAAUCCAUGAGGGGGAAAUUCGACGCCCCUAUUGGUUACCCAAGUAUCAGCGCCAACUACACACCAGAGUGGGAAAAAUGGUGGUUCAACCCUGAGAAUGUCCGUUUGUAUCAAUUCAUGGGUAAAGAUAAUGUGUACUUCCACACAGUCUACUUCCCUUCUGUUCAACUUGCUGAUGGGAGGAAUUGGACGACCCUGCACCACUUAUCAACGACUGAGUAUCUGAACUAUGAAGGCGGAAAGUUCUCUAAAAGCCGUAAUCGUGGUGUCUUUGGGCCAGCUGCAAAGGAGACAGGCAUACCAUCGUCGGUCUGGAGGUAUUACCUUCUAUCUACAAGACCAGAGACAGCCGAUUCUAUGUUCUCAUGGUCGGACUGUAUUGCUGCAAACAACAAUGUUUUGUUAAACAAUUUUGGCAACUUUGUCAAUCGAGUUCUCAAAUUCGUGUCAUCGCAAUACAACAGUGUCAUUCCUGAAAGUGGGGACGAGCCAGGCCCACUUUCAGUUAACGAUGAACACGAUGCAGACUUCAUCUCAGACGUGAACGGCUUACUCAAGGAUUACAUUGACGCCAUGGAAUCCGUGAAGCUUCGUUUAGGUCUCCAAACCAUCAUGCUCAUCUCCAUCCGCGGCAAUAGCUAUCUGCAAUCCUCGGGCCUUGGUAAGGCUCUAAUGACUUCAGAUCCCAUCCGAUGCGCAAAAGUCCUGUCCCGUGCCGUCAACCUUAUCUACGUCCUAUCCACUUUGGUGUAUCCCUACAUGCCUGCAACGGCUGCCGCCAUUCUCGAACAGCUCAACGCCCCGGCGAGAUCCGUUCCAGAUGCACUUUCAACCGAUAUCCUUGCUGGUCAUAUCAUUGGUAAGACCGAGCAUCUGUUCAAAAAGAUUGACGAGGGUAUGGCUGAAAAAUUCCGGGCCCGGUUCGGGGGUCUGGAGAGCGCCACUGAAAUGGAGGCGUCAAAGCCUGCAGGUAAAAGGGGGAAGAGUAAGGUCCCGCUGGCACCCGCAGCGGACAUACCAAAGACGCCAGAAAUAUUGGUUCUAGAGGUGAAGAUAAGAGAGCAGGGAGAUGUCGUUCGUGCUCUAAAGAGUCAAACUCCCAAGACGAAGGAGCUGGAUGCGGAGAUUAAGGCCGAAGUAGAUGUGUUGAAGAAGUUGAAAGGAGACUUGGCAAAGUUGCAACAUCCUUGA
Guyanagaster necrorhizus is the source of this 2034-nucleotide messenger RNA. RefSeq names its product methionyl-tRNA synthetase. Gene Ontology annotation, molecular function: ATP binding; methionine-tRNA ligase activity. Gene Ontology annotation, cellular component: aminoacyl-tRNA synthetase multienzyme complex; cytosol. NCBI's taxonomy places the organism in Eukaryota, Fungi, Basidiomycota, Agaricomycetes, Agaricales, Physalacriaceae. The record is from RefSeq and is a predicted model, not a curated record. The coding region runs from base 1 to 2034 and encodes 677 amino acids. The transcript is spliced from 12 exons. Gene Ontology annotation, biological process: methionyl-tRNA aminoacylation.